Arabidopsis lyrata subsp. lyrata is the source of this 930-nucleotide messenger RNA. RefSeq lists its product as uncharacterized. The coding region runs from base 404 to 862 and encodes 152 amino acids. The record is from RefSeq and is a predicted model, not a curated record. NCBI's taxonomy places the organism in Eukaryota, Viridiplantae, Streptophyta, Magnoliopsida, Brassicales, Brassicaceae. The transcript has a single exon.
UUAAAAACUUUAUAUAUAAAAACUAUACAAGUAUAAAUCCAUCAGACCAUGACCAAUCGAACAAUAUACAUUACCACACGUAACUCUGCUGUAGAAAAUGACGAUUCUUUCUCUCCUGUCUCUUGGCUCCUUCAAGAAUCGCAGCUUCUGUUUUCGUCAACCAAAAAAUGCUUAUCCAUUUCUUAAAAAUCAUCACUUAAUUAUGGGUUGCCUAAUUCUAAUCACAAAUCCAAAUUCAAGAGUGUUUACUUUAGGGUUUCUCUGGUUAUAUACAGAGCCGUAGCUUUCUGGCAAUUUUGAUUCCCACCAAAAAGUUUUAUCACUUUUGAUCAUAUUCGUCUCAUCUUUUCUCCUAUUAAUCUUUGACCCAAUUGCUUCUUUAUCACUCUCACAAAAAAAAACCAUGAGAAUCCACCCAUUACCUAGAAACAGCAACAACAACAUUCUGAUCCAUCACGCUCGUGAUCCGACCCGAGAACCGGGAAAGAAGCUCCGACGUCUCCCACAUAUCUUCAGCCGUGUUCUAGAGCUGCCCUUGAAGUCAGACGCUGACGUGGCAGUUGAAGAGAGUCAUGAUUGCUUCAGGUUCGUCGCGGAAACAGAUGGUGGUGGAGGAGGAGGUGUGAGGGCUUACAUGGUUGAGAUUCAUCCUGGUGUGGUCAAGAUUCUGGUGAGAACCAAUGGUUCUUCGUCUCUUGGUUUGUCGCUUGAUGAGCUUGAGCUUGACGUGUGGCGUUUCAGGCUACCGGAAGCAACUAGGCCUGAUCUCGUGACCGUGGAUUGCGACGGCGAUGGAGAAUUGAUUGUCACUGUGCCUAAGAUUGAAGACAACGGUAGAGAUUUGAUAGUGCUUGUACAGUAAUCUAAUGUGAUAGUGAUCAAAUGAGAAAAAUCUUGACUUUUUAUCUAAUGGCAUCAAAGUUAAGAUCU